Toxorhynchites rutilus septentrionalis is the source of this 3707-nucleotide messenger RNA. RefSeq names its product exostosin-3 (gene botv). Gene Ontology annotation, cellular component: membrane. Bases 440 to 3277 code for a protein of 945 amino acids. Gene Ontology annotation, molecular function: glycosyltransferase activity. NCBI's taxonomy places the organism in Eukaryota, Metazoa, Arthropoda, Insecta, Diptera, Culicidae. The transcript is spliced from 3 exons. The record is from RefSeq and is a predicted model, not a curated record.
GUAUAUCCUAAGGUGAGGCUGUUUCGUCACUAAGUUGGUUCGUAGAGCGGUAUAUGAAAACAGUACGGAAGAAAGCAGAAGGGGAAUUAUUUGUUUGUAGCGUGAAACCGACAGACUGCUCACGACCGAGCUUCGGCACUAGCGUAUUGUGUUUUGUUUACAAACAAAACACAGUAGACUUCCAAGAUGGCUGAAGAGUGGUUUCAGCAAGUUGGCCCACCUUAGGAUAUACUUCUAGAUGCCUUGAGUCAAACCAAUAUAAACAAAGUAAAAGAUCCUUGUUCCGGAAAAAUGAUUUUAAAUAAUACCAAAAUUUGUAUCGAACAGUGAUGUUUUUGAUGGUGCAUAAUUUCGCUAAGUAGCGGUACCGCGGUAUUACUCGGUAUUACUUCAGGGUCAUAAAAUAAAAUGUAACAUGAGAUUACGAAAAAGUUGAGUUAUGACUAGUUACGAAUCUCUAGCAGGGAACAACUCCCCUGGCGGUUCUUGUUACCGAUUAAAACACAUAAAGCUAUACCGUAUAGGAAUUUUCAUUGCCGCCUGUUUGUUGCUGAUCCCGUUUGUUUGCUAUUAUCUCUUAUUGAAUGAUGAAUCGAAUAUACCCAGCAAUGAUAUCCAUCGAUCCCGAUCUCAGAUGGAAACAUUUGAGGAUAUUAGCCCUUUGAAGGCAGCUGAUUUGAAACUCAGGAUAGAUGAAAUGCUUAGAAUUAAAGGAACAGUUUCUUUGGAGCUACGAGAUUUGGAGGCCCGUCGUCAAAAGCUUCAGUCCGAUAUUGGACUGCACAAUCAGAAAAUAGAUGAACUCAAACAGGAACUAGCCAGACAACAGACGGAGCUUGAACGAUUGAAAAUAUCCGUUGAGCAAGCACAAGUUGCGCAACGCGAAGCUGUACUUCGCAACACACCUGAGCUAGCACUACCAAAGCCAUUAUUCUCGUUUGCGGUACCAGGUGUACACCGUCCCAUAUCAGUAAACCUUGUCGGGCAAUGUAAGAUGAGUACAUGCUUCGACCAUUCCCGUUGCAGUUUGACAUCAGGAUUUCCGGUUUACCUAUAUGAUCCUGACGUUAAUUCGAUUGUGAACUCUGGAUUCGAUGUAGACGGAUUCCUGAAGACUACGAUAAAGCAAACACUAGGAUAUAAUGCUCAUCUCACGGAUGACCCCAAAAGAGCGUGUAUAUUUCUUGCUUUGGUUGGCGAGGCUUUGCAAGAGCAAGAGAUAACGCGAAAUAAUAGGUAUGGUGCGACCAAUAUCGAAAAUGUGAAGCAGGUGAUGUACUCUAGUUUAAACACAACGAAGCUGAAGCAGCUAGCGUAUUGGGGAGGAGACGGCCGGAACCACGUACUGUUGAAUCUUGCACGUCGUGAUCUGAGCAUUGGAACAGGGAACGUGUUUCGGAAUUGCGACACAGGCCGGGCCAUGCUGGUUCAAUCGAGCUUUGAAGAGGGACAAUUUCGAAAGGGUUUUGAUUUGAUUGUGCCGCCAAUUUUAGGUCCUCCCGGUGGAGAUGUGUGGCAGGAAUGUAGCACCAUGCUGCCUGCCAGGAGGAAAUAUUUGCUGAGUUUCCAGGGGGAGAUGAAUGUACAAAAUCAAUCAAGCUUGAAUCAUGUUGAUGAGGAAGCAGAAACAGUAGAAGAAUUCAUAAUUGAACAUUUGAAGGAAAUGUCAGCUGGGCACACGCAGGACCGUUUUUUGUUACAAUUUGAGUGCAUUCCUGCUACAGAACAGAAGCAUUCUUCUUCCAUUAGAGACUGGUCUUUAUGUGGAACGGAUAAUUCAAGGAAAUCUGUUUUGAGGGAUGCAACCUUUACUUUGCUGUUGGCGCCCGGAGGAAACAGCAUAAGUUCAACAUUGUUUCAAGCUCGUUUCUAUGAAGCGUUACGUGCUGGUGCUAUUCCAGUUAUUUUAGGCGGUGAUCAAGUCGAACUGCCAUAUGCUGAAACGAUUGAGUGGCGGAGAGCCGCUAUAUUGCUACCGAAAGCAAGAAUAACCGAGUUGCAUUUCCUGUUGAGAGCAAUUCCAGAUGCGGAUCUUCUCAGUAUGCGUCGACAGGGUCGAUUGAUUUGGGAACGAUACCUGAGUUCGGUACAGGUAACAGUGGAUACUAUAAUCGCCAGCUUGAGAGACCGUCUUGGCAUCCCGCCAAAGCCAGUCCAACCCGUUGUAGCGCAUAGUGUCUUCAACGCUAGUUUCAUCCCAUUGAAGUCUGAUCCUGUGCUGGAAACAGAACCCGAGGAAUCACUUGGGCCCAUUGAACCACCUUAUCCGAGUCCAGCGUUCCGUCGAAAUUACACUGCUCAUUUAAUUCAAUCUCGUGAAACAUGGAACGAUUGGGCUGAUCCGUUUGCACUCUAUCCACAACUUCCCUUCGAUCCAGUGUUACCAUCGGACGCCAAAUUUAUCGGUUCUCACAUGGGAUUCCGACCGAUAGGCAAGGGCGCCGGUGGGGCUGGAAAGGAAUUUGGAGAAGCUCUUGGCGGGAACUAUCCGCGUGAACAGUUUACUAUAGUAAUUUUGACAUACGAGCGUGAACAGGUUUUAAUGGAUUCUCUUAGUCGGCUUUAUGGAUUACCGUACCUUCAUAAAGUGAUUGUCGUUUGGAAUUCGCCGAAACCACCCCUUGAAGAUCUUCGCUGGCCCGAUAUUAGCGUCCCGGUGCAUGUUGUCCGUGCGCCGCGCAAUUCGCUGAAUAAUAGGUUCCUUCCGUUCGAUGCAAUCGAAACUGAAGCGGUACUUUCGGUUGAUGACGAUGCCCAUUUGAGACACGACGAAAUACUUUUUGGUUUCCGCGUGUGGCGCGAACACAGAGACCGUGUUGUGGGUUUCCCGGGACGGUUUCACGCGUGGGAUACCAACACAUUGGACGCAUGGAACUACAACUCCAACUACAGUUGCGAGCUGAGCAUGGUUCUCACUGGUGCCGCUUUCAUACAUAAGUACUAUACAUAUUUGUAUACUUACGCACUGCCGCAGGCGAUUCGAGAUAAGGUUGAUGAAUACAUGAAUUGCGAGGAUAUCGCAAUGAACUUUCUGGUAUCACAUGUCACACGGAAGCCUCCGGUGAAGGUUACUUCCCGAUGGACGUUCCGUUGUCCUGGGUGUCCGGUUUCACUCAGCGAAGACGACACCCAUUUCCAAGAGCGACACAAAUGUAUAAAUUUUUUCACAAAGGUAUUUGGCUACACGCCUCUGCUGAACACUCAAUACCGAGCCGAUUCCAUCCUGUUCAAAACACGAAUACCACACGAUAAGCAAAAGUGUUUCAAAUUUAUCUAAACUGAUAGUAAUAUAUUUUUUUUGAUGCUCUAAUCAUCACAAGUCACCUUGCAUGGAUUUGCUUUUAGAGUAAUAUUAGUCUUAAUUGUGAACACACACAUUAUAUCUAAGCAAACAUUCACAGCACUACACUUUGACCAAAAAAUAUGAAGCUGCAAAGAAAUCGUUGUGACGAUUUGGACAAGUAUGACUAUGUUAGUUAUACAAACCCUUUUAAUCUCUUGACAGCUGUUCACUGAGCUGCUCUGUAGCUCGUUAUCUAUAUACGGCGCACGGAUACGUUAGUUACAUUCUCUUAAAACUUUGUUAAUCAUUUUAUUUCUUCGUAAAGUGCCACAAUAGUUAUAAUACUGAAGGAUAUUUAUUGUAUUACACUGGCGGAAUGAUUCAAUAUAUGUUGUACGGUUUCCUUUCUUAAUACAUCUUAAUA